CACCAUCAUCACCACCUUCUCCCAUUCCUCAUCUCUGCCUCGCAAUGGCGACAGCCCAGGCCAUCAGACCCGGCCCCGCAGGUCAGCCUGAUAUCGGCUAUGCUCCAGACUUAGACAAGUAUCUCGCUCGCGUCAAUCGUCGGAGAGCCACCGAGCAGCUGUCACAUGAUUUGCCAGAAGGCUUUCCGAAGGAACUGGUAUCGGACCUGGUCUGGGACGGCAAAGACAUUGCUCAGAAGUACAACGUUGUUUACGAGCUGAAUGGGGCUGAACUCGACGAGAUCGAAGCCGGGCUGAAGCAUUUCAAAUCUCUGAACAAGCCUCUCGGAUUCAUUGACCAGGACACUUUCCCGCUUCCUCAACUGCAUCAUGCUCUUCGGGAAAUUUCCAAUGAGAUCCACAAUGGUCGCGGCUUUAAAGUGCUGCGUGGCCUCCCCUUCGCGAAACAUACGCGUGAAGAGAAUGUCAUCAUCUACGCCGGUGUAUCUAGUCAUGUUGCAUCAAUCAGGGGCCGGCAAGACCAUCAAUUUGAAGGCAGACCGGCCGAUGUUGUCUUGAACCAUGUCAAGGACAUGAGCGCAAGUGUAGAAGCUUCUAAAAUCGGUUCGCCAGCAUAUACCACAGACAAGCAGGUCUUCCAUACUGAUGCUGGAGACAUUAUUGCCUUGGCUUGUCUCGAGACUGCGGCAUCCGGAGGCGAGAGUAAGCUUUCCAGCUCGUGGACUGUCUACAACGAACUUGCUCGAACGCGUCCCGACCUGAUUCGGACCCUAGCCGAGCCCUGGGCUGCGGAGAAUUUCUCCGGCCAAGGCCAGCAGUACUCGCUGCGACCAUUGCUUCACUACAUUCCUAAGAGCGCAUCUACGCCAGAACGAAUGAUCAUUCAAUAUGCAAGACGCACAUUCACAGGCUACUGGGGCCUGCCACGCUCUGAGAACAUUCCGCCUAUCACGGAAGCACAGGCCGAAGCUCUUGACACCUUGCACUUUCUCGCAGAGAAGCAUGCUGUGACUCUGGACUUCCAAAAGGGCGAUGUGCAAUACGCCAACAAUCUCAGUAUCUUCCACGCUCGGGACGCUUUCAAGGACACACCAGAGCAGCAGCGUCAUCUCAUUCGGCUCUGGCUGCGAGACCCCGAACACGCUUGGCCGACUCCAGCUGCACUGCAAGGUCGCUGGGAUCAUGUUUAUGGCAACGUGACACCAGAGAACUCUAUAUUCCCACUUGAGCCAAGAAUUCGAAGCUCGAGUGCUGGUAAGACGAAGCCUGUGCAAUGAAUGUAGUAUGGCAUCAGCUGUUCAGGAAUUUGCACCAACCUAAGAUAAGUCGAAUGGACCAAUUUCAACG
Pseudocercospora fijiensis CIRAD86 is the source of this 1347-nucleotide messenger RNA. RefSeq lists its product as uncharacterized. Bases 45 to 1277 code for a protein of 410 amino acids. The transcript has 5 exons. Lineage: Eukaryota; Fungi; Ascomycota; Dothideomycetes; Mycosphaerellales; Mycosphaerellaceae. Gene Ontology annotation, molecular function: oxidoreductase activity. The record is from RefSeq and is a predicted model, not a curated record.